Molecule: messenger RNA, 420 nt
Organism: Rhipicephalus sanguineus (brown dog tick)
Lineage: Eukaryota; Metazoa; Arthropoda; Arachnida; Ixodida; Ixodidae
Exons: 2
Coding region: 1-420 (139 amino acids)
Source: RefSeq, a predicted model, not a curated record
AUGGCCUCGCAAGACUCGGCUACAUCCCCGCCGCCCGCAUUGCCUCCUGCCCUACCUGCCAACCCACCGGCCGCACCCACUUUCGUCACGCUUCCCGCCGUGAAAGAGCCUGGUGUCUUCUCGGGCCUCGAAGGUUCUGACGUCGACCAAUGGCUGCGCCUCCCAGACCACUCUGCCCCUCCUGCCCACUUCGCCCCUCCAGCCCACUUCGCCCCUCCGGCCCACUACGCCCCUCCGGCCCACUACGCCCCUCCGGCCCACUUUGCCCCUCAGGCCUACUCUUCCCAUCAGGACCACUUUGCCCCCCACGAUCCCCACUACUCCCGCUCUCCCUCACCCCACCGUCGCCAGUCCCGUUCGCCUCAGCCUCGACGACCACCUUCCCCCGCUCCCCCACGACGUUCGCCGACGGAAAACUAA